Capsella rubella is the source of this 4668-nucleotide messenger RNA. RefSeq lists its product as uncharacterized. The transcript is spliced from 9 exons. Gene Ontology annotation, molecular function: transcription coregulator activity. Gene Ontology annotation, biological process: regulation of DNA-templated transcription. Gene Ontology annotation, cellular component: nucleus. The record is from RefSeq and is a predicted model, not a curated record. Bases 294 to 4049 code for a protein of 1251 amino acids. Lineage: Eukaryota; Viridiplantae; Streptophyta; Magnoliopsida; Brassicales; Brassicaceae.
UGGUUUGUUUGUUCGUCUUCCGAAAAAGAGAAGAGACAGAGCUCUCUCUCUCUCUCUCCCAAUCCUUAUUAUUAUUAUUAUUAAUCCAUUCUUCCCAGUCACGUUUUCUUCAAUCCUUCUCUUGCGGUUUUGCUCUAAACUGUAGCUCCUUUUAAGGUUCUUGCUUGUGUCUAUCGAAGGAAUCAGGUGUUUAGGAGAUUGAUCUUAUUAUAUUACAUUGAAUUGGUUCCGUUGUGGUCUGAGAAUUUGCUCCAAUUGUUGUCAUGGUUAGAUAGCGGAACCCUAAUUUAGUCAUGAAAUCGUUGGAUCAAUUGGAAGCCCUAAUAUCAGGACCUCCCAUCUCUGAACCGUCGUCCCUCCACGUAGAUGCUGCUUCAUCUGAUGCGGAUGACGAAGAGGAAGAUGAAGAAGAAGAAGCAGAGUGCGAGUAUGACGAGGAGGAAGAUGUUGAUUUCAAUCCUUUCCUCAAGGAUACUCCUUCCCGUGAAGCUUCUUCCAGUUUGAGCUCUGAAGUUGAGACUCUUGAUGGUGAAAUUGUCAAUAGCACUGUUUCCCAAACCUUAGAGGGCAGCCAAGCAAUGCACGAAAUCGCCACGCCCAGCCAAGAACCAAUCCCUCAGGACUCUCUUGAUCCCGGAGGACGGGCUGGCUUUGAGCCAAGUUCCAAUGAUGAGAGGACUGUAGAGCCAAAUGAUAACGGACAACAAUUGUGUGGCGUGAUCCAAACUCAGAAGCAAGGUAUUACCUCAACUGAGGAGGAGGAGGAUGCAAUCUGCAAGCGGACUAGAGCUCGCUAUUCCCUUGCCAGCUUCACCCUUGAUGAUCUUGAGGCUUUUCUCCAGGAGACCGAUGAUGAGGAUGAUAUUCCAAAUGUCGAUGAUGAGGAAGAAUACCGCAAGUUUCUGGCUGCUGUUUUACAUAGUGGUGAUACUGAGGUUCCCUUGGCACAGAGUGGAACUAAUGAUGACGACGACGAUGAUGAGGAUAACGAUUUAGACUUCGAGAUCGAACUUGAGGAAGCACUCGAGACUGAUGACGAGGAAAUUAUUCCGGAAAAGGUCACAACAGGUGACAACAAAACCACUAAGAGACGCCCCGUGACUAGGCAGAAGAGACAGCAAAACAUCUCCUCUCACCACAAUAACAAUUCUCCUGAACAGGCUGGCAGAUUAUUACGCCCUCUUGUACCUAUCUUACCCAUUGCCCCACCUGCUGGAAGGUUUUCUGCUACUGAAGCAGUGGAUUCAUCAGGAAACAGGACAAUUAAUGGCUUCAGUCAAGCCCAAAUGGGAGAACUGCAUUGUUUGAUUCAGGAUCACCUUCAACUUCUUAUCCAAGUGUACUCUCUUUGUGCCCUUGAUCAUUCGCGGCAGCACAUUGGGACCCAAGUCCAAGGACUUCUAUCUGAGAUGCUCAAUCAACACCAAGGAUAUAUUUCACGCCCAAGUCAUCUUCUUCUCUCUGGUUCCGCAUCAUCGGUUCUGGAUGUUGUCGAUCUAGCUGGAAGAUAUCUAGUUGAUGUUUCUGACGCUGUUCAAGAUUACCGACGCUCUCAAGUGGAAUCCGGUUUUGAUCCUUCGUCUCAAAGAGUGCCAUUAUUUACACUUCCUCACCAAGAAGUUGGUGGUGAGAUCAUAAACAAUCCUCGUUUAUCCCCUAUUUCAAGUAAGUCACCAUCAGGUCAGCAGCAAUCUAAGAAGACGUUAGCUGCUACACUUGUUGAGUCAGCCCAGAAGCAAUCUGUUGCCUUGGUCCACAAGGAUAUCGCCAAGUUAGCUAAAAGGUUUUUGCCGUUGUUCAAAGUAUCUCUGUAUCCCCACAAGCCACCUCAUGCAGCUGUCGCCAAUCGGGUCCUUUUCACUGAUGCUGAAGAUGAAUUACUGGCUCUUGGAAUAAUGGAAUAUAACUCAGACUGGAAGACAAUAAAGCAGCGGUUUCUUCCAUGUAAAGGCGAGCAUCAGAUUUAUGUUAGGCAGAAAAACCGGAGAUCAUCUAAAGCCCCAGAGAAUCCAAUUAAGGCAGUUUUGAGGAUGAAAAGCUCUCCCCUGACUCCACAAGAGAUAGUACGUAUACAAGAGGGGCUUAAGUACUUCAAAUAUGAUUGGAUGUCUGUAUGGAAAUUUGUCGUGCCUUAUCGAGACCCAACCACACUGCCACGGCAAUUGCGCACUGCCCUUGGAAUUCAGAAAUCAUAUAAGCUAGAUGCUGUAAAGAAGGAAAAGCGGAGACUUUAUGAUACAAAAAGAAAGUCCAGAGAGCAGCAGGCAUCUGUAAAAGAGGGUCAUCAUGGUGCUUCUAAAGCCAAUGAAUAUCAUGUUGGAGAUGAAUUGGUCGAAAGUUCAGGUGAGGCAUACCUACAUGAAGGAUUUUUAGCAGAUUGGAGGCCUGGCAUGCCAACUCUCUUUUAUUCUGCAUCUAUGCACUCCUUUGACAAGGCAAAGAAUGUUCCCGGUGAUCGACAGGAGUCAUUACAAACAUGUACCGUUGAAGGAUCCAAAAAUCCUGAUCUUUGUGGUGGCCAAAUUCUGACAUGUACGCAGAGGCUUGCACCUUCCUUCAUUCCUCUGUACCAACACACAUCUGGUACAGCACCCAAUGCCUCAAGAGCAUCUAUAAUUAUGCGACCAUAUCGUACUCGAAAACUAUGCAACAGAAGUGUUGUGAGACUAGCCCCUGAUUUGCCUCCCCUUAACCUUCCAUCUUCGGUCCGUGUCAUCUCGCAGUCAGUAUUUGCGAAGAAUCAGACUGAAACAUCCUCCAAAACUUGUAUCAGUAAGGAUGGCAUGUCUAAUGUUUCUGGGAGGGAAAAUUUGGGUAUUGAACCUCCUUGCUUUUCAUCUGACGGGGAUAACAACGGUCCCGGUAGCGAGAAAGUGGUAGAUUUGCAGGAAGAUGUGCCUCCAGAGAGAUCCUCUGGGAUGGGCGAGCAGAGUAAUUCAGAUCUACAAAUGCAUCCUUUACUGUUCCGUACCCCUGAGAAAGGACAGAUUACAUGUUUCCCUCCAAACAGAGACCCAGGGGGUUCUAGUUUUAGUUUCUUUUCUGACAAUCGACCUCAGCUGCUAAGUCUUUUCAACAGUUCAAAACAAAUCAAUCACUCAGCUGAUCAGCUCCCCAAAAAUUCAUCAUCAAACGAACAUGAGACACCACAGGGCGACAGCUGUUUUCAUCCUCUUCUUCAAAGAACUGAGUAUGAAAAGAGUUAUCUUACUAGUAGACGUGGGAACUUAGUCCCAGACAUUGGCAAGAAAAACAAAUUAUGUCAACUUCAGGAUACUGUUGAGCACACUUCAAUCCCUGGUGCUGGUCAUAAUGAUGUCAGCUUGAAACCUUUAAGCUCUACCAAACAUGGUAAAAAUGUGAACUUAGAUAUCUAUCUAAGCUCGAGCUCUUCUAAGGCAAACAAUUGUGGUAGUGCAGCAAAUAUUUCAGAAGCUCCAGACAUCUGCAUGACUCAACGUAACGACGGCUCUGAAGUGCCUGGAUCAACUGCACCAAGUGAUAAUAUUAGUAGAUGCAUUGACGAGAUGGCUGAUCAGUCUAAUCUAGGUAUAGUGAUGGAACAGGAGGAAUUAAGUGACUCUGAGGAAGAGAUGAUGGAAGAAGAACAUGUUGAGUUUGAGUGUGAAGAGAUGGCUGAUUCUGAAGGAGAAGAAGGCUCAGAAUGCGAAGAAAUCAUUGAAAUUCAAGAUAAAGAUAACAGUAGCUCUGUGGUAGAAAUAGCAUCAACAGAUGUUGAUUCUGGCAAAGAACUAGGCAAGGAUUCUCCAAACAGUCCUUGGUUGAGUUUGGAUCCGAGUAGUCGUCGCAUAAGCAGUAAUUUUAAGGACAUCGAGAAGACAGAGCUUGCAAAUGAAGUGACCAUUGCACAAUAUGGUCCUAGUAUAUCACGCAAAAAAAGGACACCAGUGAAGAGCAGAGAUGCAGAAUUAAAGGAAGAAGCAGGUGUUGCUCGGUUAAGACUGGGUCCUCUUGCCUUCCCUCUAGUGAAGAAACCCAAGAAGUGUGGUGGGCAGGCGGAAACAAGCCCAAGUAGUGAGACAACCUGAGAAACUUCUUGACCCAGCUACAAAUGAUUAGCUUUUCUCCACUCCUAAAAGUUGCUUCCAGGUUCAGAGAUAUCAUAUUAUGCCAAUCUGGAGAGCUGUGUUGUUUGUGUAUACCUUCUUGGAGGUUAUGGCAGCCAUGGAGUUUGCUUUUAACGAGGUUUGGUCACUUCCAUUAGAACCGCAAAUACAACGCAGAGUGCAGAGAUGAGAAGUGCAUGACGCAGAAGAAAGACAUUUCAGCUUGGUCUGAUCAGGGAAGAGAUCAAUUAUAGAGUGAUCAGGAAGGAGAAGAAUGAGCUGGGAGGGAAGAAAUGAUUGAAUCAGGCCCGCGCUUCUGGUUAUUUGGCAUCGAGCAUUGCCCCAGUGAGAUGGGAUGAUUCAAGUGCAGUAGAGUGAUGGAGGGUCUUGGUAAAUAGAAGAGUAAGCUCAACUACAAAGAGUAUGUAUCUCAGAUGGAGAUCUCAGUUUCAAAAUAUGGAAGCUUCCAGUUGUCUUACUGUAGUUUUCUCCUUGUUGGAUCCAUUUUGUAUAACAGAGAAAAAUUGGAAUGUCAAAUAGAAGUUUUUUUUUGUUUUUUUUUGGGAUCAAAUAGAAGAUUAAGGACCACUUUGUAUUGUUA